Molecule: messenger RNA, 1429 nt
Organism: Eptesicus fuscus (big brown bat)
Lineage: Eukaryota; Metazoa; Chordata; Mammalia; Chiroptera; Vespertilionidae
Gene: WBP4
Product: WW domain binding protein 4
Exons: 10
Coding region: 167-1285 (372 amino acids)
Biological process (GO): mRNA splicing, via spliceosome
Cellular component (GO): precatalytic spliceosome; nucleus
Molecular function (GO): protein binding; RNA binding; zinc ion binding
Source: RefSeq, a predicted model, not a curated record
GCACCCGUAGUUGGGAACCGUGGAACCCUGGUCCGGGCCGGGAGGGUGGCUUCACGGAUCGGAGGCUCGGGUGGGCCUCGCGCCGGCUGGGCUGCGUCUCGCCCCGGGAGGGGAACGCGAGCGUGGGCCGGACCCGCGGGCGACGCGCGGAGCGGCUGGUCCCGUCAUGGCCGACUACUGGAAGUCACAGCCAAAGAAAUUCUGCGAUUACUGCAAGUGCUGGAUAGCGGACAAUAGGCCUAGUGUUGAAUUUCAUGAAAGAGGAAAGAAUCAUAAGGAAAAUGUUGCAAAGAGGAUCAGUGAGAUUAAACAGAAAAGCCUGGAUAAGGCAAAGGAAGAAGAAAAGGCAUCCAAGGAGUUUGCUGCAAUGGAGGAAGCUGCCCUGAAAGCAUACCAAGAGGAUUUGAAAAGGCUUGGCUUAGAAUCAGAAAUUUCAGAGCCAAGCAUAUCACAAAAAACCAGCACUGUCCCACCCAUCUCUGCAUCAAAUCAGCAGAAAGAAAAAAAGAAAAAGAAAAAAGACCCUUCAAAGGGCAGAUGGGUAGAAGGCAUAACCUCCGAGGGUUACCAUUACUAUUAUGAUCUUAUCACAGGAGCAACUCAGUGGGAGAAACCUGAAGGAUUUCAAGGAAACUUAAAAAAGACAGCAGGGAAGGCUGUUUGGGUAGAAGGUUUAAGUGAAGAUGGUUAUACCUAUUAUUAUAAUACAGAAACAGGAGAAUCCAGAUGGGAAAAACCUGAUGAUUUUAUUCCACACUCUGGCGAUCUGCUUUCUAGUAAAGUCAAUGAAAAGUCACUUGGCACCCUGGAAGAAUCCAAAUCAUCAAAUUCACAUAGUGAUUCUGAUGGGGAACAGAAAGCACAAAAAAUAGAGGUCACUACAGAAACACCGAAGCUAAAAAUAAAGUUUAAGGUAAAAAAUAAAAAUAGUGAUAAAGGAAAUGAACCUGAAAAACAGAAAGAAACAAAUAUCCAAGAGCAGAAUUCAUCAGGUUCAAAUGAAAAAUCCAAAGCUCAUAAAAAAUCAAACCCAUAUGGAGAAUGGAAGGAAAUUAAACAAGAAGUUGAGUCUCAUGAGGAGGUAGAUUUGGAACUUCCAAGCACUGAAAAUGAAUAUUUAUCAACUACAGAAGCUGCUGUCGGUGUGGAACCCAAAGUAGUUUUUAAAGAAAAAACAGUCACUUCUCUUGGAGUUGUGGCAGAUGGAGUGGCCCCAGUAUUCAAAAAGAGAAAAAUGGAAAAUGGAAAAUCUAGAAAUUUAAGACAACGAGGUGACGAUCAGUAAUUGGAAAAAGCUUUUGGAACAGGAUGCAGACUACACAUCUUAAAAGCUUCUCUGUGUUAUUUCUAAAUACUUUAAUGCUAAAAAUUUAGAUUUAUUCUAAAUGUAUUUUAUGUGAAUUUAAAAUAAAUCUUUUUUUAUGUGAAA